Nilaparvata lugens (brown planthopper) is the source of this 3783-nucleotide messenger RNA. RefSeq lists its product as uncharacterized. Bases 1 to 738 code for a protein of 245 amino acids. Lineage: Eukaryota; Metazoa; Arthropoda; Insecta; Hemiptera; Delphacidae. The transcript is spliced from 6 exons. The record is from RefSeq and is a predicted model, not a curated record.
AUGAACAUCCACAGGCCCCUCUCCGAAGAUCGGAGAGGAUUCGACAACAAAAUUUUUGUCGGUUUGUUUCUAGAUGGCAAGCACUUCACGUGCCAACCCCCAAAGAGGAGGCGUGAGGAGGAAGAGGAUGCCCCUAGACCUCCCAAGAGAAGAUGUGUUGUAAAUGAACAUCCACAGGCCCCUCUCCGAAGAUCGGAGAGGAUUCGACAACAAAAUUUGGAGAUUGAAAGAGCAGAAGAGCAGAGACUUCAACUGCAGCAUCAGCAACAACGAGACAACAGACAGAGACAGAGAAGGCAACCAAUGAGGAUACAAGAAGAGAUAGAGGUAGAACGUGAACCUCCAGUCCUCCCACCACCACCCCCCGUUGAUAUUGUUGGUAAUGUGAUGUGGGGCCGGCUGGGGAAGCAGCCCUACUGGCCUGCAAUGUUGGCCGUCGAUGAGGAUGGCCUAUACUUCAAACAGCAACUGACUGAAAAUGGUGUCCUUAGGCGGCAGUUUUAUGUCGAAUGGUUGGCCGACGGGCGGCGGUCAUGGGUGGGGGCCACUUAUUUGGCCCCAUUCGAGCGCCCGGAAAAUCCCACCCCUGAGGGUCUCAGGAACACCCUUAGGGAGUGGGUCCUAACUCAUAGGAAAUCUAAGGAAUCGGUUAAAGCACUCAAAAUUCCCCGCAGACUGCAGGGGAAAAUUGACGCAGCAAUCGAGGAAGCACUGGAGUUACAGGACAAUUUCCAUUAAAUAGAUUAAAAGAGACAAAGGCUCGGGGGUUAAUGAAAAAUGUAAGGAGUUACUCAGCAGAGGAGGGCAGUGUCUGUAGGGUGAGUGACAAACAUCAAUUCAUUUCAUUUUAAUUGUUUAUUCAAUCCAUACUCAAAAUUAAAUUACUUCUGCUUAUUACACAGGUACACUAUAUAACCUCAUAAAUUUAUCCUAUUUUAAAUUCAUCCAUUAAUUUAUGUGAUUAUGAUGAUAAUGAUAAUUUUUUACUAAUUUAAAUUUCUAAAUUCAAUUUAUAAUUUAAUUAUAAUGAUUGACUAUGCUUGAUGGACAGACAGGGAGAUUGCAAACCUCACUUGACGAAAGUUUAAAUAAUAGUUUUUCAUUGUUAUCAAUUCAUGGUAUCAUAAAAUUAUUUUUUAUUGGUUCAAUGUAAUAGAAUUUCAGCCCUAUUUAUAGAAAUAAAAGAUAUUACUGAAGUCGUGCAUAACACGACUUGUCUUAGCUCAAUGCAUCAAUGGAUGGUGUAAUAAUAUUAAUAAAUAAGAAAGGAUUACAAGUCCCCAACAUUUUUAUUACUUAAACCCUUUUGUUUUGCAAAAGCAUUUUAAAUUUUAAUAAUAUAAAUAAAGAAAGGAUAAGAAGACCCCAACAUUUACAAUACCUCAUUGGCAUAAACUUUCGUCUGUCCGUUAUCUUCCCAUAUUCUGGAUCUUGGGGGAUUUCGAUUACAUUCGUCUCAGUUACCAGCCUAUCUGGAAAAUGUUAACAAUGUAUUGAGUAGGUGGAUAAUUAAUUAAUUUAGAAUUAUUGAAACUUGGUCCAACAUUGGAGGUUCAGCAUCAUUAGGCCUACAAUGUGAUUGAUUAACUAGAGCAGGAUUUUAUUUGUAGCUAAAUUGCAGUUUCAAGUCUUCAAACUCCAAAACUGUUUCAAGUGGAAAAUGAAAGCUCUGGUACAAUCUUGACCUUCGACCUUGACCACUGACCGACUGGCCACGACUUGACCUCGACUUAACCCUAAUUCUCCCCUCAAUAUUUAUUUUUCCAUCUUAUUAUAAAACUGUUCAUAUACGGUAUUCGACUAUUUGGGGAAAUUUUAUUUUUUUCACAGUAGAUAGUUUUAUCUUUUUAAAGGUCGAGAUUGUUUCAGAGCUCACAAUUUCUAUUUAUUAUAGAAUUUAACUGACAUUUUUCAUUUAUAUAAUUUAAUGUCAAUUCGUCCAAAAAAAUAAAUGUUGGCUUAAAUAUAGGGUUUAAUUAUCAGGAAUAUUUCAUAGACAGUUUUUAUAUAAUCAACCCAAGGAGGAUGAUUCGGCAACCAAAAUUUAUUUCUUUAAAUCAUGUCUAGUUGAAUUACCAUUGAGCAUUCCUGGGGCAGGUUUACUUAUUUCAGCUAAGUUUAUUUGAGUGACUGAUAAGUCUGUUUUUUUUUCAAAACAUCAGUCUUUUGAUGGCCAAGGCAGGGAAUUCUUUUUGAAGAAUGGAGGAGGGUUCAGAUGAAUUUCUGGUACAGUCAUUGUCUAUAAAUCCAUUGCUUUACACAGAUAAAACUGGAUUUUUUAGGGUACAGUAAAAUCUGUAUGUUGGUUGGAACAGACUGGUUCAUUCUUGACUUGUAAGUUAUUCUCUGGGAGGAAUUUCUACAGUUUGGUCGUUGCUGUAUUAUCAUGAUGAUUAUGAAGAUGGAGAAUUGAAUUCUCUGUGGUUUUUGGGUGAUUGGGUUUUUGUCUACGAGUUGUGGUAGAGGUAUAGUGUGACGAGAUAUAGUUGAAUGUGACGUAAGUAUCGGCUCCACACAUGUUGUGAGUCUGAGGCCUGAAGGCGGCCUUGAGGCGCCCGAGGCCGCCUUGAGUCAGAGGCCACAUGUGUGGGCCAGUUAAGGUAUUUGUAUUUGUUUUUGAAGGUAAGUAUUUGAAAAUGAAAAAUGAAUAAAUUUGUCCACCCCCCACACCAUGCCCAAAGACCCUCUAAAUACCUCAAAUUUAGUACAAUACCACCCGCUCUGAAUACCCCACAUUUAUACCCCCCCCCCUGAAUACCUCAAAUACAGUAUACCAACCCCCCAACACAAGAUUUUUUUUUAAUAAUUGAAAUGACACCGUUUGUUUAUUACUACCCCCCCCCCCCCCAACAAGGGAUCACCUAUUGUAAGUUGUUGACAAAAAUCUGAAUAUGUUGGUCAGUUGUUGGCUCAAGCUGUGGCGGUUGUUGGGAGGGUUUUGUUGUGGUUUUCUGAGUGGUUCAGAGGUUUUUACUAUGGUCAAGGUCAAUUCUCUUAGCUGUUGACCAAAGUCGACAAUGAACAGUUUGUUCCAACCAACAUACAAUGAAUAAUUUGAGAAUUCACUUACAAAUUCAGAUAACUCUAGGACUGCUAGCUCCCUGCUUCUUCCUUUUCAUAAAAAAAUGACUUGUAUUCCCUUCCAGGUUGCUCAAUGAUCCUAAUUCAACUAGGUACAUUAUUUCUGUAAUUUCCUAAUUAUUCCUCUUCAAUAAAUAGUACAGGUCUGAAAGUAAUUUACAUUAAUUUAUCCACCGCUCUAUACAGGCUCAAUACAUUUAUUGUCUCUUUGCUUCAUUUAAGAAGUUUAGAUACAUAUUUUUCAAAAAUCUUUUGUCUUCUAUACCAGCCAAUGACAUCCCCUAUAACCAAUUCUUUCAAGUCCUUGUGCACAUCGAUUUUUGGACGUACAAAGUUUUGGGUUUGCCAUCCUUAUAAAUUCUAUUAGAUUAGAAGAUGAUGUUUAUCAAGUUCCGUUCAAUCUAAUAGGAUUUAUAAGGACGGCAAAGAAUCGUAUGCAUAAAAUCGAUGUGUGUGUAGCUACUUUAACACAAUCCGAAAAGUACAAAAAUAAAACUGGGUUGAUAGAAUAAAAAAUCCUAAUUUGAUAAAUUUCACAUUAUAAGUCCUGACUAAGCUAUGUAUGAUAAUAGGACUUACACUUAUAUAUAGAUACUAAGAUAUAAAAAAACAAAUCUUUAGAAUUUUAAAAUCAUAAAAUAAAACAUUCUUUUAUCAGCUGCUUUUAAGACUACUUUUCCACCUAUGAAUAUGUAUAUAAAA